ACCAACUAACCAUGUUGUGGUCAUUGUGCAUUGAUGCGAUGAGUGCAUCUGCCCUUCUGUCCUCCCACCUCAACAACAAUCACGCAUCGCCGUCUUCCUCUGCGUCUCUUCCCUCGCUCUCGUCUCCUAACUCCUCCCAUCCAGCCUCAGUCGGUGCCUCCUCAGACGAGUGGCUCAUCUCUACUCUGUCGUCUCUUUGGUUCACUGAGCAACGGGACAGAGGAGCAGCCUUUCGCCUUGGUGCAGAAUGCCUUUCGGGGGAGGAAACAAGUGCGGCUGUUGCCAGAAAACCGUCUACUUCGCUGAGGAAGUGCAGUGCGAGGGGAAGAGCUGGCACAAAUCCUGCUUUCUGUGCAGUAGUGGUGUGUAAGAAGAACCUGGACAGCACGACGGUGGCCGUUCACGUGGACGAGAUCUACUGCAAGUCGUGCUACGGCAAGAAGUACGGCCCCAAAGGCUACGGCUUCGGCGGAGGCGCCGGCACGCUGAGCAUGGACGCCGGCGAGGGGCUGGGAAUCAAGCCUGACGCACCGGCGCCCCAUCGGCCGACCAACAACCCCAACGCCUCCAGGUUCGCCCAGAAGGCCGGCGGCUCGGACGCCUGUCCCCGAUGCGGCAAGGCGGUGUACGCGGCGGAGAAGGUGAUCGGAGGAGGCAACUCCUGGCACAAAGCCUGCUUUCGCUGUGCCAAGUGCGGCAAAGGCCUGGAGUCCACCACCGUCGCCGACCGAGAUGGAGAGAUCUACUGCAAAGGGUGCUACGCGAAGAGCUUCGGCCCCAAGGGCUUCGGCUUCGGUCAGGGCGCGGGAGCCCUUGCCCACUCCCAGUAAAGCCUGGGGCCGCGCCCGCCUGGAUCCCAACAUAUCACCGCUACAGGCGCUACAGCAGCAGCCCAGUCAGAGUAACAGUAGAUACUAGAAGCAAUACUAGAACAGAGUCCGGCAAAUGUUACAUCUGAUUAACAUCUGUGUGUGUGUGUGUGUGUGUGUGUGUGUGUGUGUGUGUGUGUGUGUGUGUGUGUGUGUGUGUGUGUGUGUGUGUGUGAGCAACAACGAAGGGAUCACGCUCCAGUCUGAGUCUGUUUCGCUGCCUAACAUGUCAAACUGUGUACACGCACCCCGUCCUAAAAUAUGCAUCGUUACUGAGACACAAUAAAUAUCAGGCGACAAGA
This is a messenger RNA of Betta splendens (Siamese fighting fish), 1171 nucleotides long. RefSeq names its product cysteine and glycine-rich protein 1-like. Gene Ontology annotation, cellular component: cytoplasm; Z disc; nucleus. Gene Ontology annotation, biological process: sarcomere organization; muscle tissue development. Bases 12 to 830 code for a protein of 272 amino acids. The transcript has 6 exons. Gene Ontology annotation, molecular function: structural constituent of muscle; actinin binding. Lineage: Eukaryota; Metazoa; Chordata; Actinopteri; Anabantiformes; Osphronemidae. The record is from RefSeq and is a predicted model, not a curated record.